UCAUCUCUAUUAUUUAAUAUUUACUUCACAACAAAAAUGGACCAAACGAGGGAAUUGUUAAAAUCAAACUCUAAACUUCGACGUAAAACUGAGACAAGCUCGAAGUUCAUAAAAGUUGACUCGCCCCUAGCAAAAUAUGAUUCUGCAGGUAACUUAUCGUGCGUUCUGUGCAGGAUUCCCAUCAAGGCAAACGUAUGGAAAGUACACGUGAACUCAAAGCAACAUAAGCAGAAUGUGGAAUUGGCCAAACAAAAGCGAACUGAAAGCGUACCUGUCGCAAAGCCCACAAAACCAAAAGCGGCUGAGCCAUUGGAGGAAAAGGUUCCAAUAAUUCCAACAGAAAACAUUGUCAGAAGUGAUGCACCUCAACCAAAACCCGCUCAGUCCGAGAGUACACCAGUUAAUACGAAUCCCCAAAGUGUGUUGCCGGAAAAGUUUUUUGAUCAGGAGAAAUCUAACAAAAAUAGUGAUCACGAUCCUGAUGCAGAAUGGACGAAGUUUCAACGUGAAAUUAAGGAAGCUGAUACCAUUUCGAAUAUUAUUGUUGCUGAGGAACAAGAUAGUUUGAAUAUUAAAAGGCAUUUGAAAGAAAUCGACGAACAAAUUGAAAACUGGAAAAGAUUUGAGAAAAUCAACGAUAAAAAGAAUAAUCUAUUAAAAAAGAAACGAAGAGAAAACAAACCUGUACAAAUGGAAUCAGAGUCGAGCUCUGGAGAAGAAUCGAAUGUAGACGACCUAUCAGAUUGGAGAAUAAAAAGCGUUCACAAAUAGCGAAUAGAGUAAUAGUAGACUGUAUAGAGUAGAAUAAAAAUGAGAUUGUAACUGAAUU
Molecule: messenger RNA, 829 nt
Organism: Drosophila albomicans
Lineage: Eukaryota; Metazoa; Arthropoda; Insecta; Diptera; Drosophilidae
Product: zinc finger protein 830
Exons: 2
Coding region: 37-771 (244 amino acids)
Biological process (GO): mitotic DNA damage checkpoint signaling; mitotic DNA replication checkpoint signaling; nuclear DNA replication
Cellular component (GO): spliceosomal complex; nucleus
Molecular function (GO): nucleic acid binding; zinc ion binding
Source: RefSeq, a predicted model, not a curated record